Messenger RNA from Blumeria graminis f. sp. triticale, 3204 nucleotides. The record is from the annotation of a GenBank genome assembly. NCBI's taxonomy places the organism in Eukaryota, Fungi, Ascomycota, Leotiomycetes, Helotiales, Erysiphaceae.
AUGGCUCCAACGGUCGAAGAGCUCGACGCGACUGUCCGCGCCUUCUACGAGGGGCGUGGAGAGCCACAAAAAGUUGCGCAAGCCGCCCUUAACCAGUUCAAGGAAGAUCCAGACGCCUGGCUAUUAGUAGAUAAGAUCCUACAAGAUGCCACAUAUCCACAAACUAAAUAUUUGGGUCUACAAGUCCUUGACAAUGUCAUCAUGACCAGGUGGAAGGUUCUCCCUAAGGAACAGUGUCAAGGGAUCCGAAACUUUGUGGUAAACUUCAUAGUUCAAUGCUCGAACUCAGAAGAAUCACUCAAAACUCAACGUACACUUCUAAACAAGCUAAAUCUCGUCCUGAUUUCAGUAUUAAAACAGGAGUGGCCUCACAACUGGCCCACAUUUAUCAACGAGAUUAUAUCCUCAUGUCACACAAGCUUAUCGAUUUGUGAAAACAACAUGGCAAUAUUACGGCUCCUUUCUGAAGAAGUAUUUGAUUAUUCUGCGGAUCAAAUGACUUCAACAAAGACAAAAAGCCUGAAAUCUACAAUGUGUACCGAGUUCUCAUCUAUCUUCCAGCUAUGUAGCGAAGUAUUAAAUAGUGCUACGCAGCCGAGCCUUAUUAAAGCCACACUUGAGACGCUGCUUCGUUUUUUCAAUUGGAUUCCAUUCGGAUAUAUCUUCGAGACACCCAUCAUUGACACAUUAAGAAGUAGAUUUCUGGAAAUGCCGGAGUUCAGAAAUGUUACACUCAAGUGUUUGACUGAAAUAGGAGGAUUACAGACAGGCCAGAAUAAUGCGUACAAUGAAAAAUUGGUAUCAAUGUUCACUGAAGUUCUAACUGCAAUCGCCAAAAUCAUUCCUCUCUCGCUGGAUCUGAAAGCAACCUACAACUCCAGCAACUCCAAAGACCAAGAGUUUAUUCAAAACCUUGCCCUAUUUCUUGUCAACUUCUUCAGCGUCCAUCUAGCACUAAUCGAAAACCUUCCAAAUCAAUUUUACCUGACCCAUUCUCACUUCUACUUGAUUCGAAUUUCCCAGAUCGACGAUAGAGAAAUUUUCAAAAUAUGUUUAGAAUACUGGACCAAACUUGCGCAAGAACUCUACAACGAAAUGCAGACUCUACCUAUGACCGAUGUCAAUACACUCGCAACACUCGGUGGGCCUCCUCUUGGAAACUCUGGUGCUCCCAACCCAAGUAUGCUAGAAAAUUAUCCACUUCGAAAGCAUAAAUAUACCACAGUGCUUCCAAACCUGCGUGCUCUUAUCAUUGAAAAGAUGGUACGGCCAGAAGAAGUCCUGAUUGUUGAAAAUGAUGAGGGUGAAAUCGUCAGGGAAUUCGUCAAGGAAAGUGACACAAUCCAGCUUUACAAAACGACUCGGGAGUGUCUUGUCUACUUAACGCAUUUAGAUGUGGUUGAUACGGAAUAUAUCAUGACAGAAAAACUAGCUCGACAGGUGGAUGGUAGUGAAUGGUCAUGGGCAAACUGUAAUACGCUUUGUUGGGCCAUAGGAUCUAUUUCACUCGCCAUGAAUGAAGAAACCGAGAAACGUUUCUUAGUGACUGUAAUCAAAGACCUCCUUGGUCUGACCGAAAUGAAAAGGGGAAAAGAUAACAAAGCCGUGGUAGCCAGUAACAUUAUGUACAUCGUUGGUCAAUAUCCUCGAUUUUUGAAGGCUCACUGGAAAUUCUUGAAGACAGUCGUAAAUAAACUCUUCGAAUUUAUGCAUGAAUCGCAUGAGGGUGUACAAGAUAUGGCUUGCGAUACCUUUAUAAAAAUUGCCAAGCAGUGCAAGCGUCACUUUACCACUCUACAACCUGGUGAAACUGAACCUUUUAUUGAAGAGAUUGUUCGAAAUAUGCGCAAAAUCACAUGUGAUCUCCUGCCACAACAAGUUCACACUUUUUAUGAGGCUUGUGGCUAUAUGAUAGCUGCUCGACCUCAAAAAAACGUCCAAGAGAGGCUGAUCGCCGAAUUAAUGUUGUUUCCUAACACCUCUUGGGAUAGUAUCAUACAACAGGCAACUGCCAAUCCAGCGAUUCUACAAGACCCAGUUAUUAUCAAAGUCAUCGGAAACGUGAUGAAGACCAAUGUAUCAGCAUGCUCAUCAAUAGGAAGCUACUUUUAUCCUCAAAUUGGUAGGAUAUAUCUCGACAUGUUAUCUAUGUAUCGUGCGACCAGCGAAAUUGCAACGAGGAUGCCUAGCGUUCGUGGGCUUAGAACCAUCAAGAAAGAAAUUCUCAAGCUUAUUGAAAUUUAUGUAGAAAAAGCUGACGAUCACGAGAUGGUUCGAACAAACAUUGUUCCAGCUCUGUUAGACGCCGUAUUAGUCGACUACAAUCGAAAUGUUCCAGAUGCUCGGGAAGCUGAAGUUUUAAAAGUUAUGUCGACAAUUAUCACUAAGCUCUCUUCUCUCAUGGAAGAUCAAGUACCCACAAUUAUGGAGAACGUAUUUGAAUGUACCCUUGAGAUGAUCAACAAAGACUUUUCAGAAUUCCCUGAACAUCGUAUAGAAUUUUUUACGCUUCUCCGGGCUAUUAACCUCUACUGCUUUCCUGCUCUCUUGAAGCUUGAUAAUAGGCAAUUUAAGUUUGUCAUUGACUCUUGUAUGUGGGCUAGCAAACAUGAUAAUCAUGAGGUUGAAUCUGCGGGACUCAACAUGUGCCUCGAGCUAAUAUCAAAUAUUGCCGAAACUAACCCAGGAACAUCUAACGCUUUCUUCCAACAGUUUUUUGUUCCUAUCCUACAGGAUGUAUUCUUUGUCCUCACUGAUACCGACCACAAAGCUGGCUUCAAGUCUCAGUCUACGCUUUUAUCUAAAAUGCUGUAUCUCAUUCAUCCAGCCGAUGGAUCAACACCUAAAAUACAGGGUCCAGUAUAUCAACCUAAUCAGGCGCCAGCUGGUACUAGUAAUAAAGAGUUUCUGAGUGAUUUUAUAGCCAAACUUCUUCAGAAUGCAUUUCCAAAUUUGCAAUCGAGUCAAAUAAAGGUGUUUGUUGAAGGCCUUUUCGCCCUUAACAGUACUUGUGAUAGGUUUAAGUUAAAUCUACGUGAUUUCCUUAUUCAGUUAAAGGAAUUUGCAGGUGAUAACACCGAACUCUUUGCCGAUGAGAAAGAACAGCAAGAGAGAGAUGCAAAAGCUGCUGAGAGAGAGCGGCUUUCAAAGGUUGGUGGCUUGCUCAAGCCAGCUGAGCUUGCUGAAGAAGACGAUGAAUUGUGA